Protopolystoma xenopodis is the source of this 321-nucleotide messenger RNA. NCBI's taxonomy places the organism in Eukaryota, Metazoa, Platyhelminthes, Monogenea, Polystomatidea, Polystomatidae. The record is from the annotation of a GenBank genome assembly.
AUGGAUAAGACCACAAGGGAACGUUUGCGUUAUCUUGGUCACAUCCCACUUGGGUGCCCCAUAACUAUUGUGGAGCUUGAUCUGGUUGCGCCAAUUUUAAGUAAAGAAACAUUGGAUUUCUUUGCCCAUGUUUUGGAUUCCCGACAAGCAGGUCGGAGAAAACGAGCCGAGCAUGAACAACAUCUGACUAAAUUGAAGGAGAUAUCAGAAAAUAGAAUCCCUAAUUUGCCUCCUGGGUUUGUACUGUCUGGUCCUGCAACUCUUGAUGGUAAGAGCACAAGCAUUAUUUCUAACGAUUUUCCUUUACCUAUUCAUACCUAG